AUGGCUGCUGCUGCCGCCGCCGUUGCCGCCUCCUCCUCCGCCGCUUCUCCUCCUGCGGUGAUGGACUGGGAGAACCUCUCGCCCGCGGCGGCGUCCAGCUAAUCCCCAAAGGGCGCCAUGGAGCCCAGUGGCCUCGGGGAGCUACCGAACCUGAUGCAGUUCUUGCGGAAGCUCAAGGAGGUCUUCGAUGUGUGCGAUGAGGACGCCGACGGCUUCAUCCGGGUGGAGCACUUCGUCGCCCUGGGGCUGCAGUUUGGCCAGGGGGAUGAGGUGGAAAAAUUUGCCAAAUACUUGGAUCCUAAUGAUCUAGGCAAGAUCAACUUCAAAGAUUUCUGUCAUGGAGUGUUUGCCAUCAAAGGCUGUGAAGAGUUACUGAAGGAUGCAUUGUCUGCUGAGGGCCUCGGACCUCGGCGCUGCGAGACGGAGUAUGUGGAUUAUUACUACCAGGGUCCUGAAAUUCAAGACGGCAGCUAUUUGGACAGUGAAAGUGCGUACAGCGAAUCGGAUCUCUUUCCCGAUGAAGACAACAUGACCCUGGCUCAGCAGGAAGUCCACCAUGAGUCUGACAUGGACAGUGCCAUUGAAAGCGCCCACAGCUCAGAGGCGUCGGAUGUGUGUCGGAGUGAGGAGAAGGAUGGCAUGCUGGGUGGCCUCUUCCUGCCUGGAGAUAAGUCCAGCCCCCUCAACCCUUCCGCGGCAUCUGACCUCUCCACCUAUUCCACUGCCUCCUUGAUCAGUAACGAAGAACAGUUUGAGGACUACGGAGAAGGCGACGAUGUGGACUACACUCCCAGCAGCCCUUGCCCCGACGACGAGAGCCGAACAAAUGCCUACUCGGACCUUGGCUCAUCUGUUUCUUCCAGUGCCGGCCAGACGCCAAGAAAAAUGAGGCAUAUUUACAAUAGCGAGCUGUUGGAUGUCUACUGCACACAGUGCUGUAAAAAAAUCAACCUGCUGAAUGACUUGGAAGCCAGGCUGAAAAACCUAAAAGCAAACAGCCCAAACAGAAAAAUAACAAGCACGGCUUUUGGCAGGCAACUUUUCCAUAACAGCAACUUCAGCAGCAGCAACGGAAGCACAGAGGACUUGUUCAGAGACAGCAUAGACUCAUGCGAUAACGAUAUCACGGAAAAGGUUACUUAUUUAGAGAAAAAAGUGACAGAACUGGAAAAUGAUAGCAUGACAAACGGUGACCUGAAGAGCAAAUUGAAGCAGGAGAACACACACCUAGUUCACAGAGUUCACGAACUCGAAGAAAUCUUGAAAGACCAAGAGACGUCAGCUGAGCAGACUCUGGAAGAAGAGAUAAAGAGGCACAGAGAAGCAUACAGCAAGUACGAGAAAGAGAAGAGCACGGAAAUCGAACUGCUGAACACAAGGGUUCAGCAGCUCGAAGAGGAAAACUUUGAACUCAAAACCACCGUUUUGCGGCUGAAAUCGCAAAGCGAGAAACUGGAUGAGGAGAGGCAGCGAAUGUCAGACCGAUUGGAAGACACCAGUCUGCGGCUCAAGGAUGAGAUGGAUUUGUAUAAAAGGAUGAUGGACAAACUGAGACAGAACAGGCUGCAAUUUAACAAGGAGAGGGAGGCUACUCAAGAGCUUAUUGAGGAUUUGCGGAAGGAGCUGGAACAUUUGCAGCUGUACAAGCUAGAAUGUGAGCGGCCUGGUCGAGGGAGAAGCUCUUCCUCCAGCUUGAGCGAAUUCAAUGCGAAGACGAGAGAGGUGGAAAUGGAACAUGAAAUUAAAAGGCUAAAGCAGGAGAAUCAGAAGCUUCGUGACCAGAACGAUGACCUCAAUGGGCAAAUUCUUAGUCUUAGUCUUUACGAAGCCAAAAACCUUUUUGCGACACAAACAAAAGCCCAGUCGUUGGCCGCUGAAAUUGAUUCUGCCUCCAGAGAUGAGCUCAUGGAAGCCCUCAAAGAACAGGAAGAGAUCAACUACAGACUGCGCCAAUACAUGGACAAGAUAAUCCUCGCCAUCUUAGACCACAACCCAUCCAUCCUGGAAAUAAAAAACUGAAGACUUGGAGCAAGGGAAGAAGAAGCAAGUAGAGCUUGGCAUCUGAUGAGAUGCUGUUGGAUCCAAAUAUCACUCUGCUACUGUAAAUGAACCUAUAUACAUACAUAUAUAUAAAUAUAUAUAUACA
Messenger RNA from Zootoca vivipara (common lizard), 2146 nucleotides. RefSeq names its product RAB11 family interacting protein 4 (gene RAB11FIP4). Gene Ontology annotation, molecular function: calcium ion binding. Gene Ontology annotation, biological process: endocytic recycling; regulation of cytokinesis. Gene Ontology annotation, cellular component: recycling endosome membrane; endocytic vesicle; midbody. The record is from RefSeq and is a predicted model, not a curated record. Lineage: Eukaryota; Metazoa; Chordata; Lepidosauria; Squamata; Lacertidae.